Messenger RNA from Nothoprocta perdicaria, 4836 nucleotides. It is a transcript of the gene MMRN1, whose product is annotated as multimerin 1. The transcript has 8 exons. The coding region runs from base 55 to 3639 and encodes 1194 amino acids. NCBI's taxonomy places the organism in Eukaryota, Metazoa, Chordata, Aves, Tinamiformes, Tinamidae. The record is from RefSeq and is a predicted model, not a curated record. Gene Ontology annotation, molecular function: calcium ion binding; protein binding; extracellular matrix constituent conferring elasticity.
CCUUGCUCAGGGAAUAUAUGCAGGGUAUCUGGUAGAACCUUGCAACCCAACAGGAUGAAGGAGGUAAUUUUACUGCUUCUCUUGAAUUUACAGAGCGGUAGUAGUGAAGCUAAUACUCCACGCAAGCUCUGGCUUACAGCUUUGAAUGGUGAAACCCACACAAGUCCCUCAGACUUCACUCUGAUUGCUGCAACGCAUGGCUCUGUGAACCCAGGGACAGCUUUGGAGUCUCCCCACUCUGAGAUCCAAGCUGCCGAAGGAAAUAGAAUACAGGAACUCACUUCUGCACCUUUGGGCAGGACCCGUGAAAAGAAAGCAGUGAAGAAAAUCUCCAGUCCUACAGCCUCUACUCCUGCAAGCCAUUUGAUGAGUAGACAUGGUGACAGUGACCCAGAUGAGGAUAAGAUUGGCGGCCGGUCUAACAGCAGUGGAGCAUCUCCCCAGAGCAGUCCCAGAGAGACCCUGCUCUUGCAAGAGGUCUUUGAGAGCAGGGAUUCAGCUACAGGCAACAGAUUGCUCAAGCAGCCAGCCACCAGCACCCCGCAGGAUGCCAGCCUCAAAGCAUCUGGCUUUGACAUGACCAGAGGAAAGAGCUGGUGUGCUUAUGUCCACACCAGACUUGUACCUACAGUAGUAGUGGACAACCUGGAAACUUUCUCAUCAGGCAGAGCCAAGCCUUGCACUUGGCUGGCUGGAUCCUGUGCUCAGAGGUCUCAGRCAGCAACGCUCCAAGCCUACAGAAUCAAACACAAAAUAGUGACGUCCCUGGAGUGGAAGUGUUGCCCUGGGCACAGUGGACAAAACUGUCAGCCCAAAACUCAACAGCAAUUGCUUAUACAUAGCAACCAGGCUGAAAGCAGCAUAACUGUCAGUGAGAGAGCAUCAGGAGCURCCCAGGACCCCAGCGAGCAAGCACUUACUCAUAAACUGAACGAGAAGAUUAGCAACCAGGACAUGAAACUGAGUUUUCUACAGAAGAAGGUUGACAAGGUUGCUGCUGCCAUGAGUGAUGUGAGCAAGAUGCUUGCCUCUCUGGAAGGCAAAAUCAAUGAAGAUAAGGACAGAGACCUCCAGCCUUUUCUAAAGGGUCUGAAAUCCAGAAUUAUCAAUGAAUUGGUCAAAGAUGUGGUCAAAGAACAGCUUAAASUGUUUCAAAAUGAAAUGCAAGAAAACUUGGCUCAAAUUUUCAAGUCUAUGUCUAGUUUAUCAGAAGAUCUUGAAAGAGCAAAAGCAGUAGUCAAGCAUUUGAAUGACAGCCAAGAAAAACUUGCUCAGGAGAUAGACAGUGGGCCAACAAAGCUUGAUAUUCUAGAACUGAAGAGCCACAUAGUGCAGAUGAAAGAGGAAAUGACCCUUACUUGUGACAAGCCUAUGAAAGCUCUACAGSUAAAGCAGAAAUCCUUGGAAGCUAACUUGGAGCAUCAGGAGUCAAGAAGCAUCAUUUACUAUGAAUCUCUAAAUAAGACCCUUACUGAAAUGAAAGAUGUGCAUGAACGACUGCUAACAGCUGAACAGUCCCUAGGCCAAAACAUGCCCUCAGCAGAUAAAGUCGCGGAGUACAACGUGACAGAGUACAUGUUCAUGCUGCAUGAGAAAGUGAAGACACAGGACCUGAUGGUGCUGCAGAUCUAUGAUGACUUGAGAGUCCAGGAUAGCAAGAUCAGUAAUCUCAGCCUCACACUGGAGUUCCAGAGAGAAUCUGUGUGGGGAGUCUGUGAUGACGUGUUGUYGGCCUGCAGAAAAGAUUUCCAAACACAGCUGGCAGCAACCCAGCAGAASGUUCUUGCCUUAAACAGAAGUCUCUCUGACCUGAUCCUUCCACUGGACAAUAAAAUGGACAAAAUGAAUGAGCAAAUUAACGAUUUGUGUUAUGAUAUGGAGAUUCUGCAGCCCUUGAUUGAACAAGGGGCACCGUUUAGUCUGACUUCAGAAUAUGAACAACAAAUUGAAGCUGAAGCAAUCAAGAAGAAGCUUGAAAACCUGACAACUGUCACGAACCAAAUGAGUUCAGCAAUUACGGAGCUUGCUCAAACUCAGGAAGAACUUAACAAUGAAUCUCGGGCUUACCAGGAACUCCUGGAGAGCCGUAUUAAUGAGUGCUUCGUGGAACUAGAAGACGGUUUGAAUAAGACCAUGAUAGUUAUCAAUAGUGCUGUUGACUCUAUUCAAGAUAACUAUGUAAUGAAAGGUACCCUAAGUGCUCUGCAAAAUGAAACUGAGGUCUGCUGUGGCAAUGCCGAGAAGCUGGAUACCCUUCUGGCUCUUGUUCCGUACUUCCAACAGUUGAAUGAAUCUCUCCAGGUGCUGCUCCCAGACAAGAACAAGCAUGAAGUCAUUUCAAAAGUGGCUCAGUCCCUUUCUAGUCUUCCAUAUGAUGUAUCUGAUACAAGUAUCCUCAACCAUUUCAGACAAGUUUACUAUAUUUUAAAUGAGACUUCAUCGAAAGUGGACAAUCAGCAACAAGAUAUCAACCACCUGGAGGAAAAGCUACUGGACUCUGUUGAGGGAGCCAAGGACCAUGAGGUUCGCCUCCAGAGCGUGGAGUCAAAAAUUUCCAAGUUUUUGGUAAAUAACUGUCUCUCGCUGAAAAGGAACAAAGCUGCUUUGACAGAGAAGGAGCAAAUGGUCUCACUUGAGCUUCAGACACUGAGUUCUAGGGUUAAGGCCCUGGAAGCCAAGUCUAUCCGCUUUUCAAACAUCAUGCCCCUCGUGAAUAGGACUGCCUACGAGGCCUGGGGGCUCUGUCAGGAUGCCACCAGCAGCAUCCAAAAAGUGAACGCCAGUAUUCCUGUGCUAAUUAAACUUGCUCAGCCAGAURUCCCACUGCUGCAGAGAGGCUUCAAAGAGCUUAUUGAAUCUGUGCUUGACAUAAAAGCUGAGAUCAUCCUGAAGAACUURACCCAGCAUGUUAACGUAUCACUGGAAAGUGCAAGGAACAACAUGACCAAACUUCAGAAACUAGUGAARCCAGCAAUAAAGAAACCGGUUCAGGGGAAAAAAGGCACAGGCAAUUUCACGGUGAACCCGGCAGGCCGGAGCCAACGCAACACGGAUWACAGUCUAGAGUCAGGAGAGUUUUCAGCCUGUGUCAGUUCUCCCUGCCAGAAUGGAGGAACCUGUAUCAAUGACAGAAACAGUUUUAUCUGUGCUUGUCGUCACCCCUUUGGAGGAGUCAACUGCAGUAUGAAGUUGGUGGAUGACAAUUCUCUGAAUGUAGAUUUCUCAAAAGGAUCAUAYAGAUAUGCACCUAUGGUAGCUUUUUUUGCCUCUCAUACCUAUGGGAUGACAACACCAGGGCCCAUCAAGUUUAACCAUCUGGAUGUCAACUACGGAGCAUCGUAUGCUCCAGCAACUGGGAAGUUUCACGUUCCGUAUCUUGGGGUCUAUGUUUUUGAAUAUACCAUUGAAUCCUUUAGUCCACAAGCCUCUGGCUAUCUAGUCAUUGAUGGAAUAGACAAACUCACUUUCCAGGUUGAAAAUAUUAAUAGUAACAAGUAUACUGACAGGGUAAUUACUGGAAAUGCCUUGUUAGAGUUGAAUUAUGGUCAGGAAGUCUGGCUUAGACUGGCAACUGGCUCUAUCCCUGCCAAGUAUCCACCAGUCACUACAUUUAGUGGUUACCUGUUGUAUCGUACCUAAAUCAGUCAUAAAUACUACCCUUGCAUGAAGAAACUGGCAUUUGAAUUUAUCUAUAAAUGCUUUGUCUUUCAUAACCAUAAGUUUCCRAAGGUAAUCAGAUCAACAGCAUUUCAAGUGUCUAUGGGGCCRGUUCUCCCAGGAGUUGCUUGUGUGUAACUAUGUGCACAUCAAGGAGAGUCCACAGGUGAGGGAUGGGGAGAUAAUUAGCACUGGGUAAGUGUGAGUAGGGAAUCUGAUUAUGUUCUGUAUUUACCUUUUAAAGCAUAUACUUAUACAAAGCAGCUGAGAAUCGUUUCUCAAAACAGAGCUGGUUUUGAUUAUUCCUUGAUGACCUGAAAUCAUGGCCAAGGUGUUGACUAGGUCUUGCUGAUUCAGGUGUGUUACUGCUAGUUUCUUUGUAUCAAGUGAAAAUGAUAUAUUCCUUUUGGAAAAAGUAGUAUUUUUCUUAUUCUGUCUCACUUUAUUCAAACGAAUAUCUUGAUACAUUAGCAAUUGGUUCUCAAUUUUGUAUGUAAAAAACUAAGAUAGUGACCUGGUUUUUUAUCUACYAAAAAAACCCAUAAUGACUGGCAGUAAAGCUACACGUAGAUAAACUAAUCAAGUUGCACAUUUUUCAAACUGAUUAUGAUUAGUUAUGGGAAAAAAUUGAGAGCAGCUUUGGUUGAGGCUUUGUUGCUUGAAGCAUUUAAAACAAAGCUGGAUUUUCUUUAGGUGAUAAUGCUUUUGAGCAGACAUGGACAUAUGGGCUUCAUGCACAUGUUUAGUAUGUAAAUUUUGGCCUAUUAUGUACACAAGGUUAAAUGAGGUAAUGAUAGUCCUUGCUAAUUUUAAAUUCUGUAGAACUAUCAUCUUGUUUGUUUCUGUAUCAUAUUUCCUAGCUGCUAAGGCAGGGUGAAUUGAACUCCAGUCUACACAAGUCAGGACAUGAUAUUUAAGAGUAAAUCAAAUAAAAACAGCAUUUUUAGGUCAUGCUAUGAACACAAGUAUUCCUAAAAUGGUAGCAGCUUAAACAGCAUAUGGGAAAAAUGAGGUGACUGAUUUCUAUGUURUCCUUCCAGCAAGUGCUGCGAGUUGUCUAAAUGGUUAGGGAGUGAUGGCCUGGUCAAAUCAAUUGAAUCUUAUUUUUUCAUAGGGUCUACCAGACAGUGUGUUUUGUCAUCUGAUUGUUUUUCAUUUUGGAUUUAUUAAAUUUUUUCA